AUGAAAUUUGACGCAAUCAACACCGUCGAGACCGAUACCCUGCUGCUGACCAACGACCAAGACGGCAGCCCAAAGUACUACGCCAUCUUCCUGACGGACGCAACGCUGUCUAUUGAGGAGGAGUCUGGGGAUUGGCAAUCCUCCCUCUCCAAUGAGCAGUGGAAGGGUAUUGACACCUACCAGGCGCGCUAUGGCGUACGUAGUGUGUCACUGUCGUCGUAUCCCUCUGCGGCGCUGGGCAUGAAGGUGUCGCCGGUGCCUGGGUUGAAUGAUAAUGUUUACCUGCAUCCUGUUUCGGGUGGCCCGUUGCACAUGGAGCCCAUGCCGCUGGCAAGGGAAAACAUCUACAUUGUACCAGCUCAAGUAGACCUGGGCGACGACCAAACCUUUAAUGUGACCACUGCCAUGGUCUUCACCAAUACAGCGGACCCGCCUGCAAAUGACCCGGACCACAUCGCAGCCGCAUUGAUUAUAUCCGUGUCUGGGGCAGAGCGAAUGCACUUCUUCUUGUCAACGUCCUACGGUGUUCCCCACGGCGAGACUUUAGCCAACUCCAUGGUCGCCUGGAGUACCGAAUACGUUGAGCCGGCCGACAAAGGGCCAAACACUACCCUCUUCAUCGCAUUGGGCGUGGUCGGAGGUCUGAUUCUGUUAGUCGCUCUCGGGUACUGUUGUAUGCGGUGCUGCCGCAGAUGGAGCGAAGGUAUUGCCGACACCAGCAUUAAGGCGUACGACAACGAGUCAUGGGAGGCCGCAAAUAGGCACUAAAUACUCGAAUGCACACAUACACACAAGCACACACACACACACACAAACACGCAUAUAUAUAUCUAUACCAUUCAUGCACACACAUAGUUAUCUUUACCAUUAAUGCACACACAU
Messenger RNA from Sphaeroforma arctica JP610, 882 nucleotides. RefSeq lists its product as hypothetical. Lineage: Eukaryota; Ichthyosporea; Ichthyophonida. The record is from RefSeq and is a predicted model, not a curated record. Bases 1 to 768 code for a protein of 255 amino acids. The transcript is spliced from 5 exons.